Schizophyllum commune H4-8 is the source of this 2004-nucleotide messenger RNA. RefSeq lists its product as uncharacterized. Gene Ontology annotation, cellular component: centrosome; kinetochore; kinesin complex. The record is from RefSeq and is a predicted model, not a curated record. Gene Ontology annotation, molecular function: microtubule binding. The transcript is spliced from 5 exons. NCBI's taxonomy places the organism in Eukaryota, Fungi, Basidiomycota, Agaricomycetes, Agaricales, Schizophyllaceae. Bases 1 to 2004 code for a protein of 667 amino acids. Gene Ontology annotation, biological process: mitotic centrosome separation; microtubule nucleation; centrosome localization.
AUGACCGCCGUGUUGACUCCGACUGACGCUCUGAGGAGGGACACCAUGUCUCUCGACGACACCACCAUCAACUACAGUUCCGGGUCCACCGACUGGCGGGCCAAGUACAAUGAGGUGUGCGAUAUGCUGGAACAGACGCGCGCCGAACUGGACGACUUCCACCAAUCGAGCAAGGAACUCGAAACCGAACUUGAGAACGAACUGCAGCGCACGGAGAAGGCCCAGCAGGAUCUGAAGAUUAAGGCGGCCAGAGCGGAGAAUGAGCGUGACGAAUGGAAGUCCAAGUUCAUGUCCCUGCAAACCACACACAACCACACGACCGCCUCAUUGCAACGCGAGCUUGAUAAGCUACGAAAGGAGCACCAGCAGAUCAAGGUUCAGUUGCGAGAGCUCGAGAUGGGGAACGACGACCUGGAGCGUAACGAACGCGCCGUCUCGUCUAAUCUGGCGGACGUGGAGAACAAGUAUUCGAGGGUGCUGGAGGAGAAGAUUCUCCUCGAACACGAAUUGUUGGACAAGGCCAGCAUGGAGGAGGAAUUCCAGAGACUCAAGGAUGAAUUACGAGAUGCCAACGUCGAGAUUGCCGUCCUCAAGGACCAAGUCGCCGCAUCUCAGCCUCCUUCCGCCCCUCGUUCGCCCACGAAGCCAGAACCGGCCAGGCUGCCUUCCGAAGAUGACCUGCUUCACACGGCACCUCCCUCGGAUAUGACGCUAUCCGACCUAUCCCCCAGCUCAGAACCGAGCUCGUCGGAUAGCCUGAACUCGCUGAACAUGACGCCCAAGGGCCGCUCUACGCACACGACCUCCACAUCCUCCGUCAGCUCAGGCCAGUCUGCACUCCUCCAUCGCGCCGGCUUCCAACCUGGCCGCACCUUCACGACGCCGCCCUCUUCCUCUGGUAUCGCGCGCGCCUCCACCCUCCCCACUUUCAAUGGCUCUCCUACGAAUUACCGCACUCCCACGCGCAGCCCUACUCGCCCCGCCGCUUACCGUACGACCUCCACAACCAGCAACGCAUCCACUAAUACAACCGCCACACGCAACAAGGGUGUGCAGAUGGUGUCCGAGAUGCGUGCUCGCGUCAAGAACCUCGAGCAGAAGAUUCACACACGAGUGCCGAGGCUCAGGAUGGGCAGCGUUUCUGGGAAGCCGAGUCCUGCGCCACUUGGGACUACGUCCAUCAGCAACUACCAGUCGAUGUCGACAUCUGCGUCGAGCCGCGCUGGUUUGGCCAAGUCUAGCUGGGAAGGCAUGUCCCGGCGAAGCACCGAAGUCAAGCGGAGCGCGGAGGUCAAGCGCAGCAUCGACAGCGGCUCGGACAAGCCCAAGAAGAGCGCUGAUUCGAGUGGUUGGGUGCUGAUUAUGGAGGACUCACCGUCGCCACCAAAGAAUCCGGACAGGGAACGUCGGCGAGCCUCGAGCCCUCAACGUCCUGGUGCUAUGCGCGGGUCUCCUACAAGACCUUCAAGACUCGCCGGCCUGGGCCAGAGUAGCAUCGGCUCGGGCAUGAAGCGCCCGCAAUCCCGCCUUUCCGGUGGCAGCAUGAGCACGACAACCUCCAGCCUUAGCGCCACGACCGCCACCUCCACUUCCAUUCCCACCCCAACCUCACGCCCAACCACACCAACAUUGCUCCCCGUGCCCACGUCCGGCUUGUAUGCGCCUUCCUCUGGCGGCCUCAAGCGCUCGACGGGGCCGCUCAGCACGAGUCACCUCGGCGCGAGCAAGCGGUCCUCUUUGGGAGCAAGCACGGGCAUACCACCACCGCCGCGCCCGAACUCUUCGAUGGACAACAAGCCCUCGUUGGCGGGUUUGGGUCAUUCAAACGUGACCGUGCGGACGCGGCUGCCGAACAGCGCGUCGAACGCGUCGCUGUCGAAGAGCCGGAUCGGGCGGCCAAGUGGGGGCGGAAGCGGCAGGCGGAGCGCGGGCGCGGACAGCGACCUCGACAUCCGGGAGCUGCGGCCGCGUUCUGGGAGCUCGGCCGCGGUGCUGUCGAAGUAG